Messenger RNA from Nematolebias whitei (Rio pearlfish), 904 nucleotides. It is a transcript of the gene cenpo, whose product is annotated as centromere protein O. NCBI's taxonomy places the organism in Eukaryota, Metazoa, Chordata, Actinopteri, Cyprinodontiformes, Rivulidae. The record is from RefSeq and is a predicted model, not a curated record. The coding region runs from base 14 to 874 and encodes 286 amino acids. The transcript is spliced from 6 exons. Gene Ontology annotation, cellular component: kinetochore; Mis6-Sim4 complex.
AGGCUGCAGAAACAUGGAAGGAGCGUCCACAAAAGGUGUUUUGAGUCAUCUAAGUCUGCUGGAAGCUCGAGCAAGAAGCCGAGGAAGUCGGCCUCAGCUGCAGAGUCGUGUGAAGCAGCUAAAGGCUAAAGUUGAAGCGCUGAAAGCUCAGAGAGAGCAGCUAAAGGCAGAGCUACAGACACAUAAAAGUCUGCAGAGACUGAGGUCGUCUGAGGACAGGCUGGGUGCAGAGGAAGACGAGGAGAGGAUGGAGGAAGAGAGCUCGGAGUUGUUGCUGUUGAUGGCCAGACAUUUAGAGCUGACAGAGCUCCUGCACGCUCAUCACCUCAUUGGUGGGUAUGACAUCAUAAACACUCGUCAGGGUAGAGGAGUGUGUGUGACUCUGGCGACUGCCUACGAGGGGGUCUAUUUGGACACCUACAACCUGGAAAUAGACUUCAAGCCAAAAGUGAGGGUCGGUCGUCACAAUGUGCCCCCCUUCAUCCCGUUAAACGCCCUCUGUGAGCAGAGCGACCUGCAGACGGGCCUGAGGGCUUUUCUGGACCAGCUCAGUCAACGUCUCAAUGCAUUUGCUGGCCGCAGGCAGCAGCUGAAGCUCGUUAAGGAGCAGCACGAGUCUGUGGAAGUGAUGGACAGUAACGUUUUGUGUUCGGUGCUGGUCCUGAUGUUCAGCGCGCAGAGAGAAAAGUCGCCCGUGCUCUGCACGUUGGAAUACGCCGACCCCACCAGGUGUCUUCCAACUCAAGUCCGCUUACACUGUGAAGACGAGCUGUUUCUUGACUCCCCGCAGUGGAAGAACAACCACAGUUUACUAAUGACGACUCCGCUUCACGCAGCGCUAACAGACAUGAAGAAAAUGGGAUUUAUUCUUUAAGUCGUUCUUUACUUUGUAACAUUACCUUAA